AUGAUGUCCAAAACAGCCACCAUUGAUACUUCAAAUGACAAAGAUGUCAACAAUUACGUCAAAGAUGUGUUCAAAGAGCUCACCAAAAAGAAAACUCGCUGCCUCCUUACAGCUUUCUACGAUUGGUUGCAAAAAGACCCAACCAGGCAAUGUGAAGGCACUCCUCUCAUUGAAUUGGAUGCUUCUUUUCAACGCAAAAGAGCAAAACAAAACGUCCUUGUUUUUAACGACAAGUAUUCUGCAUUGCUUUUACGGAUUUUCAAGAAGUAUAGAAUGUACAAAGAUGAACUACUAAAGGUGUUUGCAAAUAUUAGGGACUUGAAUGUCAGUAUUGACGGGAUAUACACCUUUGGUCCAGUGCUUUCUAAAAGAGACAACACUCUUUUGAAGCAUGCUUUUACCGUCAUCUGCAAAACGCAUGCACAUGUUAAGGUUUUGCAACCAAUUAAAAAGACCAAUGCAAAGAAGAAGAAAGGAAAAGCGCACGAGCAUGAGGAAAACGUUUCAUGUGAGGAGCCAUCCAUUUUUGAUGACGAUAUUGGAUUAAGGAGUGAAAUUUUCAGGGAUGCAGAGCAACCAGAGGAAAACGAGAACUCUCAGGAAGAGAUUCAAAAUAAAAAUGUGAACCUGGUGUGUGGUAUCUCUGUCCCAUUGAGUAACACUAGUGACAGGAAGCAUACCAUUUCUAAAUCCUUGAUUGAAGAUUUAGAAAGCACACUAAGUAACUUGAGUAUUUCGGUUGAAAUCAAAAACUGUAAGAAGUAA
This is a messenger RNA of Brettanomyces bruxellensis, 765 nucleotides long. RefSeq lists its product as uncharacterized. NCBI's taxonomy places the organism in Eukaryota, Fungi, Ascomycota, Pichiomycetes, Pichiales, Pichiaceae. The record is from RefSeq and is a predicted model, not a curated record. The transcript has a single exon. Bases 1 to 765 code for a protein of 254 amino acids.